AUGUGCGUCAAAAGAUUGUACCGUUUAACAUUUUCUAGUUUCUUAAUUUUUGUGGUCGCGAGCGAAAAUCCACUAACGACUACCAGAAAUUACGAGCAAAUAGCAAAAACAGCGGAAUGCGUUUUGAAACUCUCAGCAAAAUAUUUCGUUGAAAAGAAAGCUUUAAGCGGAAGCAUUGUUAUAAUUAACAUUAACUCUUUUGCGUCAACGACACAAGAACUACUUUUGAAAACAAUACACGGAGGAAUCAAGUAUUCGGUGAUGGUAAAGGAUUCAUUUUAUCCUCACGCGAACGCAUCGCAUUUCCCCGAGAAAGCUAAGAAUUAUAUGCUAAUAUUGGAAGAAAAGUCCGAGUUGACUAGAAACAUAUUACAACUGAACAAAUUACCCACUUGGAAUCCAUUAGCGAAGGCUAUAGUUUACUAUCAGCUAGGAGAUUGCGAGUCUGCGGAAAGAACCGCCGUCCAAUUUAUAAACGAGCUCCGACAAUACGAACUUUUUAAAAGCAUUAUCUUCAUAUAUUCUCCGGUCGAUGGCGAAGUUGUUUCAUAUUCUUGGCGGCCAUAUAGCGAUACGAACUGUGGAGGAGGUUGCGAUUCAGUUUAUGUCCUCGAUAGAUGUAAAGAUAAAAUGAUUGAAGAAAUAGAGAAACAAAGUGAAAUGUUUCCUCCUGAUAUGAAAGGUUGUCCUUUGGUGGUACAUGCCGUUGUUUCAGAACCGUACGUGUUACCACCAGUCAGAGAAAUCGAAGAUCGCAAGUAUAAUAAAACGUAUGUUUUCGAUAAAGGUGGAGAGAUUAAUUUGGUAAAGAUUAUAUGUCAGUUUACAAAUAUGACACUCGUGACUACAAUGUCUGACGUUCCAGAAAAUUGGGGAACUAUUUAUCCAAAUGGGUCCGCUUCGGGAGCGUUGGAAGUGCUGCAUAAUGGCAUGGCAGAUUUGGUGAUAGGAGAUAUUGAAGUUACCAGAACUAUUCGCAAAUGGUUCAACCCUACCGUGAGCUACACUCAAGAUGAAAUGACAUGGUGUGUGCCUAAAGCUGGCCAGGCGUCGACUUGGAACAACUUAGUCAUAAUAUUCCAAUGGUCGACGUGGGUGGCAACUUUUGCUAGCUUAAUAAUUAUGGGUGUAGUAUUCCAUUACCUGUAUUAUAGAGAAAACGAACGUAGAGUAACGAAAUGGCCAACCAAUUCGCUGCUAAUGACAUUCAGUAUGCUCCUAGGCUGGGGAUCAUCGUUCGAACCCAAAAGCGCUACGUUCCGAAUCCUAAUCUUUGGUUGGCUGUGCUUCAGUGUAAACAUGGGGAUUUCAUACGAAUCGUUCCUGAGAAGUUUCCUAAUGCACCCGCGAUUUGAAAGGCAGAUAAGCAGCGAAUCGGAUCUUAUACAGUCUAAAAUUCCUCUGGGAGGCCGAGAGAUUUACCGAUCCUAUUUUGAGACUAAUAACGCGAGUUCGUUUUAUUUUUACCGCAAAUAUAACUCAACAACGUUCGCCGAGGGGAUUCGCCGAGCAGCUUUGGAUAGGAAUUUCGCGGUGGUGGCGUCUCGGCGACAGGCCGAGUUCCAGGACCAAAAAUUGGGGAAAGGUUCGCAUUUAAUUUUCUGUUUUCCUGAAAGCAACAAUCUUUAUAAAUACGGGGUCGUGUUGCUGGCGAGAAAAUGGUUUCCGAUGUUAGGCCGGUUCAAUAAUAUAAUACGGAGCGUAUCGGAAAAUGGUUUGAUAGACAAGUGGAAUCAAGAGCUGUUCAUUCGGAGAGGGAGUGUUGAAGGGGCGAGCAAUAUAGUACCACUCGGCAUCCAACAUUUAUUGGGCGCUUUCAUGUUUAUAGGUUUCAUGUAUGCGGCCAGUAUCGGCGUGUUUUUCGCUGAAACGGCUCUCGGUUUUAUUAAAAAAAAAACGGCGAUGAGAUUCGAGAGCCGCGUUGUUUCGUUGAGGGUUAGAUAA
Amyelois transitella is the source of this 1944-nucleotide messenger RNA. RefSeq lists its product as uncharacterized. Gene Ontology annotation, cellular component: membrane. The transcript has a single exon. NCBI's taxonomy places the organism in Eukaryota, Metazoa, Arthropoda, Insecta, Lepidoptera, Pyralidae. The record is from RefSeq and is a predicted model, not a curated record. Bases 1 to 1944 code for a protein of 647 amino acids. Gene Ontology annotation, molecular function: ligand-gated monoatomic ion channel activity.